Nestor notabilis (Kea) is the source of this 1309-nucleotide messenger RNA. Its product is annotated as interferon-induced protein with tetratricopeptide repeats 1-like. Gene Ontology annotation, molecular function: protein binding. Gene Ontology annotation, cellular component: cytosol. Gene Ontology annotation, biological process: defense response to virus. NCBI's taxonomy places the organism in Eukaryota, Metazoa, Chordata, Aves, Psittaciformes, Psittacidae. The transcript has a single exon. The record is from RefSeq and is a predicted model, not a curated record. The annotation marks the transcript as partial.
CAAGGAAGAGCUGAAGGAAAAGUUGGAUGCCCUUCAAUGCCAUUUCACCUGGCAUUUGAGUAUAGUAGGCCACAUUGAAACUAGCCAUGUCCUGCAGAAGCUGGCUGUUGAAAUCAAGUACACACCCCACCAAAACCAGGCAGCACUCUUGGGGCUGCAGGCAUACCUGUACCAGCUGGAAGGUCAGAACAGAGAAGCUCUGCAAAGCCUUAAAGAUGCUGAAAAGCACAAGAGACAAGAUAAGCAGCAGGCAUCUGCUGCUGAUUCUUUGGUUAUCUAUGGGAAUUAUGCUUGGAUUCACUACCUUCAGGCCUCUUACCAGGAGGCUGAAAGCUAUCUGGAAGAAGUUCAGCAGCUCUGCACAACUCCUUUGGAUGCACAGCUGAUCCCAUACAUCCAGGCCCAGAAAGGCUGGUCCCUCCUGGCUAUCAGAGCCCGGAAUGGGGAACGGGCAAGAGAGUGCUUUGAAGCAGCAUUGAUGCUUGAACCAGAGAACAAGAACUUCCAUGCUGGGCUGGGAAUGGCUCUUUAUUCCUCCUGGAAUUACUUCUGGUAUCCUGAUAUUGCAGAGGAAGCCAGAAUCCAGUUGGAAAAAACUGUUCUUAUGCAUCCAAAUAACUACAGAGCCAAAAUAUAUUUAGGUGUUCUACUUGAACAAGUGAAUACAGAAAGAUCAAUUGGCUUGGUAGAAGAAAGUGUAGAGAAAAGCUCUGAUCCUGAUGUCCUCAAGGCUUCAGCUUCCUUUUGGCUGAGAAGAAAUUCUGCAGACAGGGCGAUUCAGAUAUUACACCAAGCCCUGGAGCAGAAUCCAGGUUACCACCUUCUCUACCAAGCCCUGGCCAAGUGCUAUAAGAUACAGUGGCUUAACGCAAAUAGCGAAGACAAGAAUAACAUAUUAGAAGCAGCUAUCAAGGACCUCAACCAAAUUCUUCAGGAACAUCCAGACCUUGUGUUUGUAAAGCUGCAAUUGGCAGAAUUCUAUGGUGCAAGAAACCCAGCACAGGAAGAGAAGAUCUACAGAGAGCUGCACAAAAGAAAGGACACCCUGAGCCUCAAAAGCCUUCAAGCCCUUUAUCUCUACUGGGGAAAGUUCUUCUUCUACAAGAAGAAUUCACUUGAUGAAGCAAAAGCAAAGUUUAUGGAUGGUUACAAGAUUCCCAUGGCAACAGCAGUGAGGAAGGAGUGUGCCCAGAAGCUGACCAAGCUGGCUCAGCACUACCAUGGUGAGGCUGCUGCUGCUAUUUUACGCUUCAUGCGAGAUACAGACCGCCAAUUGCCUGCAGAAUUCUCUGGAGGCGACCUAGAAUGA